AUGUUCUUUUCAAAGUUUUCAAAGGCAAAUUGGAAAAUUGAAGAAGUGAUUCCAAAUCAUAAAUUUGAUGAUGUAUAUCUAGAAGAUUUCAAACGGCAUGAUCUAGUUAUUAAAAUAAAAUAUAUUUUAGUUUAUGUGACAGUAAUUAGGUUUAUAGUGGUUUAUCUGGCAGAUAUAUGGAUAGGAAUUUUUUUAAUGGUUGAUAAUAAGAUUGCUUCAACUCAACCAAAAAUUUCUUUGGAUGUAUCAAAAUUGAUUUAUGUUGUAUGUCUUUUUACAUCACUUUUAUUAUUGGCUUGGGAUUGGAAAAAGUCUAAAGCUAUCAUUGAUUCAGGAGAUAUCUUUUACGCUUAUACUAAUCCUAUAGCUUUUAGAUAUCAUUCUUUAAAGAGUUAUCUUCGUCAUUGUUUCAUUUGUAACAUAAGUAUGAAACAUACAUUCGUUGAUAAAGUCGCGUCCUUUGUAUUCUUCGGUUCGAAAGGUUGGAAAAGACUCAUUUUGAUUGAAGCACCACUUCAAAUCAUUAAUGCGAUCACUCUUUAUAGCAUAGCUAAUGCAAAUGCGACGAAUAAUUCAUUCGAUUAUAAUACAGUUGAUAGAAUUUCAAUUGGAUUAAUUUCAUUUACUUUAUUAAAUUUCUUUACGAAAGCCUCAUUUUCGGCUAUUGCUUUUAUGUCAUAUUCUCUUUUGAAAUUACGUAUAAAUGAAAAUCUAAGAGAACAAUAUUGUCAUAAAGUUAAUCAAAGGAUUGAUGAAUUACUUGAAGGUCAACAGCGUAAUCGGGAUUUAAAACAACAAAAGGUCGCUCAAAUUGUAAAAAAGUACGAGGGUUUUGCUAGGUUAAAGAAAAGUUUAAAGAUUGAUAAUAAUAUAUUAAAUGGUCCAAAAAAUAAUUUAUUUGAUGAUGAUGAUGAUUCUCCUCCGGUUCAGUUAAAAGGAACUAUUUCUCCCGAGUCAAUAUCUCUUCCUAUUGAUGAUUUUAAUGGCGUUAGAACUGAAAGAAACAGUUCAAAUCCUCUUUCUCGGCCAUUUCCUAUUAAUAUAAAAGGUAAAAAGAAAUCUCCAAACAGUUCAAGUCCUUAUUCGCCACCAUAUCCUCUUGCUCCAACUCCUAGAAUUUCAUGCAGUUCGAUUCCUUGUUCUUCAACUAUGCAUCUACCUCCACCUAUGCCUUCAUACCAUUUAAGUAUUGAUUCUCGUUCUACUCAUUUAAAUCCUUCAUACAAUUCAAUUCAUCGUUCACCAUCUCAAGAAAUAUCUUAUGAUUCGGAUGUAUAUGAAGAUGAUGAUGGUCUAUGGUAA
This is a messenger RNA of Funneliformis geosporum, 1302 nucleotides long. NCBI's taxonomy places the organism in Eukaryota, Fungi, Glomeromycota, Glomeromycetes, Glomerales, Glomeraceae. The record is from the annotation of a GenBank genome assembly.